AUCGAUCAUCGGUGUUGUUAUAAGAGCACGAGCGCGGUUACACAACGUGAAUGACAAUCAUCACCGCCUCGAGCACGUGCCAGUUUAGAAAAAGUUUGGUUAUGGAAGGAAAAUUGACUAAAAAGAGCCAUCGUAAGCAGAAACGAGCACAUCACAGACUCCUUAGAGACAUGAAUAUCAAAUGCUGUGACAAUCCUACCCAGUAUAUAAUGAUCUGCAAUGCUGGUUUGGUCACUGGAUUGCAGAGGCAAACGUUGAAAGAUGUGAUAGAACCACUCGUCACUGACUACCAUUUAAUCAUGCCUCCAAACAAAUCGUACUGCUUUAUUAAAUUUAAUUCCAUAGACGACGCCACGUGUAUUUAUAACAAAAUUCAUGGGAACGUGAAGAUUAAUGAACAGACUCGACUGUACGCCACGUUUACAGAAUCUGUUCCUGAAUCAAAUGAGUCUCUAUUCUCAGACCUUCCUCCUGGUCUUAAACUGAUAGAGAAUUGCAUAACCGAGGAGCAGGAGAGAAUAUUAUUAGAUACAAUAAACUGGAGUAACGAAGAGUCUUCCGAUUUGAAACACCGGAAAGUGAAGCACUUUGGAUACGAAUUCCAAUACAGUUCGAAUAACGUAGAUGCAGACAAACCAAUCGCACCUAUUCCAGACGAUUAUCAAUUCUUAAAGGAUGUACUUAAAACGCAUCACGAGGUUCCAUACGAUUACGAUCAGUUAACGAUUAAUCAUUACUUACCAGGGCAAGGUAUCCCACCGCAUAUUGACACGCACAGUGCAUUCGAAGACAGCAUAUUAUCGUUAUCAUUAGGCUCAGCUUGUAUAAUGGAUUUUAAAAGAGAGAACGAGAAGACUAGCGUUCUUUUACCACCGCGUUCGUUAUUAAUUAUGUCCGGGGAAGCUCGUUACGCUUGGACGCAUGGAAUCUGUCCAAGGCACAAUGACGUGGUUAAAACUAAAAAUGGGAUCACGACGCAGUCCCGAGCGACGAGGGUUUCGUUUACGUUUAGAAAGAUUCACAGGGGAAACUGUCGGUGCAGUUUCCCGAAUCACUGCGACACGAAACGAACCACGACUCUCAUCGAUAAUAAAAUAGCUCCGGUGAUAGAGAAUUCUUAUGUACACGAUGUUUACGACAAGAUUUCGAAUCACUUUGAUGAAACGAGGCAUAAACGCUGGCCGAACGUAUCGAAGUUUUUACUAGGGUUAAAAAUAGGCGAUAUUUUAUUAGACGUAGGCUGCGGGAACGGGAAAUAUCUUUACGAGGAGGAACACAUAUUCAAAAUCGGCUGCGACAGGAGUUGUAAUUUAAUGAAGAUAUGUCGAAGCAAGAAUUUCGAGGUACUCCUGUCAGACUGUUUGUGUCUGCCGUACAAAGAUAACAGUCUCGACGCUGUGAUAUGUAUAGCAGUAAUUCAUCAUCUUUCGACGUACGAGCGGAGGAGGCAAGCGAUCUUCGAGUUGGCGAGGGUCCUCCGCCCGGGCGGCAGGUGUCUGAUUUACGUAUGGGCGAGGGAGCAGGAGAAGGAUUCUAUUCAAACGGCUUAUUUACGGUAUAAUUCUGGUAAGAGAGAGGAGGCCGUUUGCAUACAAAAAUUGACGGAGUUCGGAGUCACGUUGCCUGUGCAUGAAAACCGUACGAACUUCACUUCGAACGAUAUGCUCGUUCCUUGGAAGAGGAAAGGCGGUGGUAACUUUCUUAGAUUUUAUCACGUGUUCCAAGAGAACGAACUCUCGCAAUUAUGCUCGGAGGUGCCGCAAUUCGCCAUCGAGGAAGUCUAUUAUGAUCAAGGUAACUGGUGCGUUGUUUUGGAGAAGAAACAAAAUGGAUAAUAAACGAUGUAAUUAUGAAUGGUUUAAA
Molecule: messenger RNA, 1863 nt
Organism: Ceratina calcarata
Lineage: Eukaryota; Metazoa; Arthropoda; Insecta; Hymenoptera; Apidae
Product: alkylated DNA repair protein alkB homolog 8
Exons: 8
Coding region: 51-1835 (594 amino acids)
Molecular function (GO): nucleic acid binding; S-adenosylmethionine-dependent methyltransferase activity
Source: RefSeq, a predicted model, not a curated record